Aspergillus alliaceus is the source of this 2770-nucleotide messenger RNA. Its product is annotated as putative ATP dependent RNA helicase. The record is from RefSeq and is a predicted model, not a curated record. The coding region runs from base 167 to 2506 and encodes 779 amino acids. The transcript has 3 exons. NCBI's taxonomy places the organism in Eukaryota, Fungi, Ascomycota, Eurotiomycetes, Eurotiales, Aspergillaceae. Gene Ontology annotation, molecular function: RNA binding. Gene Ontology annotation, cellular component: intracellular anatomical structure.
UGAUUGACCACCGCCAUUCAAUCUCAUCUACAAGUAACUAUCUUUUCCUUCUAAAUUAUUUAACGCUUCAGGAAAAUUUCUCAACCUCUAGUUGAGAUCAUACCUAUUGCUCUUAACCCACUUACUCCCAGCAGUCCAUCAGCGCAUUUCCCCCUCCCCCGCAAGUAUGCCGCCUAAUAAUAAGAAGAAGAAGAAGCCCGCCGCCAACCCAGCUCGAGGAUUUGCAACAGUCUCCGUUCCGUCGAAACCUAAAUCUACUAACACAACAGCUCCUGCGUCGAGAGCAGAAUCUAAAUCAGUCUCAGAGAGUGACCGACUGACCCCAGCGGAAAGCAGCCAACCAACAACGGAGACCCAGGGCGCUCCAUCUUUACAAAAUUACUCUCCAGAGGAACUAGAGAGGCACCUCGAAGAUGCGGAACUGCAAAUCCUGGUAGAGAAAUACGCCUCCAAGUGCAGGAAUGAUGCAGCCCGUCAAGUUACAAAACUAGAAACGGAGCGAAGGGUACUCCGGCAGCAAGCCUUCUCAUUAAGUCUUUUAGAGUGGUUGCCUGCUGGGACACUGGAUUCAAUCCUUAGUCUUGCCGAGACUGAAGAGUGUGAAAUGAGGCCCCCAUCGGUACGGGACUCGAAUACUUUAAAAAAGUCUGGCUCGGAAGAGGAUCUGUACAUGAGGUUAUGGACGCUAAGGGAGACCCUUUUCAAGCUCGGCUUUCCCGAGGCAAAAGUAGAGGAGUCAUUAAAACAUCUCUUACACUAUUUUCCCGGUAAUUUUGCCACUUCCAAUAGGGACAUGGUGUGUAAUCUGGACGAGGCUCUAGACUGGCUGGCAAUGCACUGCGACCCCAAAGAACUACCACCUUAUACGCAGACCAAUGCCCAGCUACGCAAAGAUGAAAAGAAUCUUUCCUGGAUAACCGAUCGUGAGCCAACACAAUCUUCUACUCCAAACUUGACCCAAGAUGUUAGCAAAGUGAAAAAGACAAAAAAUCCGCCAAAGGAACUCCAUCCUUCUAUAUCGAGCCCCUAUGAUUCUGAUAGCUCCCUGGACCCCGACACUCUGCUGCCGAAGUACUUAGAGCUGCAGACUCAACUCUAUAAUCUCCAGCCCGAGGCCUUUGACAAACCUAAGAAAGGAAAACGGUCGGCCCAUGGGAGUGUUGAAAUGGACACCAACGAACAUCAAGUAGCGAAGAUUCGGCGGAAAAUUGCCGGCAUUGAAAAUGAUGUACUCUUCGACCGUAUAGAAGCUGAGUAUCGGUGGAAAGAGAAGCUUGAUGACUUGAGGAAGGAGGCAGCAUUUUUGAGGCAGAAUAACGAGCAAGCCCCUUCAGAAGAGCCCGAAAAUAAGGAGCAGUCAGAGGAAAAAGGGGCGGAAGCCAAGAUGGAGAUUGGACCGAUCGAUUAUGAAGAGACUACGGACCUCUUAGGGAAUAUGUUCCAAGCCGAGGAGCCAGUUUUGGAGACAGGCGUAAUUCUGGAAGAGUUAAACAAAGCCGCCAUCCAGAUCCGUGACUUUGGGAAAUGGACUGGACUUAGUCCUCGACGAGUUUUGGAAGAUACGUGCAAGGCAAGGGAUACCGGAUGCACCGUCAUCUUCAAGGAUAUUUCUUCUGCGCCGCAUCUAAAUAGAAAGGCAGUCGAAGUAAGAUGGUCUAAACCCCAGGAGGUGCCAUCUUUAUUCGAAUGGGAUACAGUCACCCAUAAAUCAAGCACUUAUGCCACUUUUGUCUCCAUGGAUACGUUAGCAACGCCAACCACACAGCAAGCGGAAUCGUUUGUCUCGACACUUGCGCUUUUUAUCCUUUUCCCCCAGAGCUCCAAAGAGGGUAAGGCUUACCUGCGUCUUCCAGCAGUGUGGAGAGAACUCUGGACCGAAAUUGCGGGCGUAAAAAAGCUCCAAGAGGAUGAGGCUGAUAAGAAAACAAUCAAACAAAUAAAGAUGUUGAUCCAGGAGAAUCAGGGCAACUUCGAAGAUGACGUGGUACUAUCGGAUAAUUUCCGGAGACGAAAUGGGACGUCUAGCAAGCCAGAGUCUCCAGCCGGGGCACCCACCCCAAGAGAAGCUCCAGGCUCUGACUCUCAGUUGCAGAAGAUUUGGAUGGAGAAGUCAUCCACUCCUUCUUUCAAUAAUAUGGCCCAAGGACGGAUGAACCUUCCUAUCUGGGCUUUCAAAAACGAGAUACUUAGCACACUUGACACCCACCGUGCGCUUAUCAUUUGUAGUGAGACAGGUAGCGGAAAGAGCACGCAGAUACCUUCGUUUAUCCUUGAACAUGAGAUGACACAUGGCCGGCCUUGCAAGAUCUAUGUGACAGAACCCCGAAGGAUCUCUGCUAUAUCAUUGGCGCGACGGGUUAGUGAAGAACUGGGCGAAAGCAAAAAUGAUGUUGGGACGGCCCGCUCGCUCAUCGGAUUUGCUGUCAGAUUGGAGAGCAAGGUCAGCCAAUCGACCAGAUUGGUAUUUGCGUACGUUCGCCAUCUGCAAUUCAUCUCAGGAGUGUAAACUGACCUUGCUAGAACAACUGGUGUUGUGGUGCGUAUGCUGGAGCGUCCGGAAGAUUUCCAAGAUAUCACCCACGUCGUGCUUGAUGAGGUUCAUGAGCGUUCUAUUGAUAGCGACUUCCUCCUUAUUGUCCUGCGCCGACUGAUGCAGAGGCGGCCAGACUUGAAGUUGAUCCUGAUGUCGGCUACGCUCGAAGCUCAACGGUUCUCUAAUUAUCUCGGCGGUGUCCCUGUCCUUAAUAUUCCAGGGCGAACUUUCCCCGUG